AUGACCGAAACAUACCAUCAACAACACGUAUCGCUAAAUACACCCAUCAAAAAGAUUAGAGACUUGCAUUUGGAUUCAUCUCCAAUCAAUUAUGACCAUCACAAGCAACAUCAUCAACAAGAUGAUAACCACGCUCGCUAUAGCUACCAAUCUCCCACUCAGCAUUUGGCACAGCAUUUGGUACAGCAACAGCAACAGCAACAGCAACAGCAACAGCAACAGCCCCAGCACGUAACCUCCACCCUACCACCACAACCUCAACUGUCAUCAAAAAUAUAUCCAACUCUUGACCUACUGAAGUCACCAACUGAGUCAAGCAUGUUGAGCAAAGGGUACUCACACAAAUUGACCAACAAUGUACUUUCAGAAUUGCAUAUGAGAGCUCAACGAUUAACUGCGGAUACGCAUCUCCAUUCAUCGUCGCAUGUUUCAUCACUGUACGGAGUAGAUGAUCAAGUGAGCCAACGAAGAAACAAAAGGUAUAGCGGAGUACACAUGUCGAAAUUCAAACAAAUGGAAUCGAUAUCUCAUCACUACUCAGUACAUAAUAGAACCAAGACACCCUCUCCACAGAAACUGCAAGUGUCAAUGGAAGUUGAUGUGGGGGGAGGAGCAGGAACAGGAGCAGGAGCAGGAGCUGCUACUUCAUCAGCCGAACUCACUGGUAAAAAUAUUGGCAAUAUUGAAAGUGCCAGCAAGAGAAGACAAACAUUGAAUGAAAAUAAUGAAAUUACUGCAAUACCCAUCUUGCAUCAACAGCAACAACAUCAAAUGAAUUCGGAUAUACAGAACCUGCCUGAAAAUAGGAAAAUAUCGCCAAGCAAAAUAUCACCAAGUAAAGCGUCGUACAACUUGAAUUCCAUAUUGAGACAGACUACAGAGACUGGAUCGCCUAAUAAGGAAGUCUGGUCAGGAGUGGCACCACCAUCAAAAAUUGCUCCGCAGUUGAAAAAACGACCUAGCUCGUUGGAAAUGGCGGGCGUGGUAAACUCUUCUCCAACUCGUUACAAUCAAGUAGGUCCAGGGCCAUUAGAGUCGCUGAUGUUGCAAAUGGAGAAGCCAUUAAGUACUAGUGGCAAUAUACCUAGCUUGAUGAAAGAGCCGAGUAAAAGUAGAAGUGGUGGUGGGAACCCAACACAGCAUGAAGACAGCCAUCAAAGUGUGAGCAAAUUUGGCUCUUCAAGAUCAUUUACCAAGCCUAGUCAGCUUACAUAUAAUCAGCCGACGUUGAACAAAAAGCCACUGAUACCCCAAUUACAAAAGAAAUCAAGCAUCCCGCAGUUGACAAAAAAGCCACUGAUACCCCAAAUGCAACGAAAACUGAGCAUACCACAAUUGCAAAGGAAACCACUGAUACCCCAGUUCCAUCAAAACAGUACAACCAAUACAACUAUUUCAGGAAAAGGAGGAGGAUCAACAACAGUUGCCAAAACGAGUAUGCAGCCUCCCACAUCCACUACUCGUCAUCAUCAAAACAAAGUUACUCCAAUGUCAAGCAGGCAUUCCAAUGGAACACCAUCUUCUCAACCUUAUAUUUCUCGAAUGAGUCCAUCAAAAUCCUUUUCAUCGUUCAAGUCUUUGCUGCAGCUGCUGAACACAACCCACAAUGGUAGCCAUCAUCAUCUGCAAUCAAUAAAUGGUGCUACUACUAAAGAGACUACGUCAAAGCAGACAUCAUCGUUACCUAAAUCAAAGUCUGUUACUAUACCCCAACCAUUUUCCUUGUAUAACAAACCUACAAUUUCGUCAUCGCAGAAAUCAUUAAACAAGUAUCAACGAUUCAAGGAGAAGUUUCAAUAA
Lodderomyces theae is the source of this 1800-nucleotide messenger RNA. RefSeq lists its product as uncharacterized. The transcript has a single exon. The coding region runs from base 1 to 1800 and encodes 599 amino acids. The record is from RefSeq and is a predicted model, not a curated record. Lineage: Eukaryota; Fungi; Ascomycota; Pichiomycetes; Serinales; Debaryomycetaceae.